ACAUAGGCUAAAUUUUUUUAUUGUCAUUAUGCAUCAUUUUCAUUAAAUAAUAAAUACAUAUCAUAUGUUUUACGUUAUGUUACUAUGUGAUUUUCCAUUUUAUUUUAGUGGGCUUCCUUGGAGACAAUAGAAACAAAUUGAGGUAGGGACAGUAUAUACCAAAAGCCCACUUCUGACAUUGACCUCUUUUUCAGUACCCUAAUAAUAUAUAUAUUUCUUUCCUCCACGUUUAUAUAAUUUUUCAUAUUCAUCUCCUCCGAAACAUUUAAUUUCCUAAUGGCGACAGCACCAUUCUUAAUCUUCACCAUUUUUGCUCUUUUUGGAGUUUCCUCUUUAACAGAGGCAGCAGAAACUUCGUUUGUGGUGGCUCACAAGAAGGCUUCACUCCUAAAACUCAAAUCCGGCACCGAACGGGUCUCCGUUUCCAUUGACGUCUAUAAUCAUGGAUCUGUUGCUAUAUAUGAUGUAAAUCUUACUGAUGAUAGCUGGUCCACAGAAAUAUUUGAUUUCGUGGCUGGAAACACGUCCAAUUCAUGGGAAAAACUUGAUGCUGGCUCUCAUGUUUCACACACUUUUGAGUUGGAAUCCAAAGUGCAAACAGCUUACUACAGUGCACCUGCAUUCAUAACUUAUCGUAUUCCUACAAAAUCAAAACUACAGCUAGCAUAUUCCACCCCUGUUCCUGCACUAGAAACCUUAGAAGAAAAAGCUGUUGCCUACAAAUUAGAUUUGGCAAAGAAGUUGCUUGCAAAGUAUGGAUCCCAUUUUUCUUUAGUUCUCAUCGUCUAUUUGUUCGUGCGAAUUAUAUCUAGUCCAUCAUCUAAAUCAAGUUCUGGAAAUGAAAAGAAAAGGCAUUGAUCGUUCAUCAGCUGUAGCAAACUUCUCUUUUGCAGAGGCAAGGCCUGAUACCUGAUCGUUCAUCAGCUGUAGCAAACUUUCACUCGUACAAAUUCGUGUAAUUGCAUUUUGAUGAACUGAAAUGUAUUAGAUGAAUUUACUUGGGCUAUAUAUGAAAUUUUACUUGCUAAAAAUAUUUAAGUUACUUUAUUUACAUGUAAAUCUUAUUGA
Molecule: messenger RNA, 1068 nt
Organism: Solanum pennellii
Lineage: Eukaryota; Viridiplantae; Streptophyta; Magnoliopsida; Solanales; Solanaceae
Product: translocon-associated protein subunit beta-like
Exons: 6
Coding region: 277-858 (193 amino acids)
Cellular component (GO): endoplasmic reticulum
Source: RefSeq, a predicted model, not a curated record